Molecule: messenger RNA, 549 nt
Organism: Hydatigera taeniaeformis
Lineage: Eukaryota; Metazoa; Platyhelminthes; Cestoda; Cyclophyllidea; Taeniidae
Source: the annotation of a GenBank genome assembly
AUGCGGACCUGUGAGAAGAAAUUUACAAUUCUCGAGCUGAUAGGAGCAGUUGUGGGGACAUUCACUGCAACUAUACUGCUCUUUCUCAUUGGCUACAUCCUCCUAUACAUGCGUCAUCGACAGCAGUAUCCGAAGAGUCCGUCAAAGACUGUCUACCCACUGGUGACGAGUACAGGGCUGCCGAAAUUUCCAGACUACCAAGUGCUCGAAUCCAGCCCACAACAUCCAAUUCAGGGUCCUCUGGAGGCAAUUGGAAAUCAUUCUUGUGAUCUAGCAACAGAGAAACGUCAUCUGAUGGUAAAGACAGAGUGGACAGAUGCAAGGCGUGGUCCUGAGGCCCGAACAAGUAGCUCUGUCUAUUCAGAAUGCCCCACCUAUGACCUUCCGUCCAAUCACAUGGCAGCCACACCAUUGCCUCCUCUUCCACCCGAGCCCCCUCCACCAUCGCCACCUUCAAAGACGAGUCAGUUUGGAACAGUGGGUGGAGUGCCUAUUGUCUAUCCACAACCUCAUUUCCUUGAUCCUGCAACAGCGGCAGCAGCAGCAGCU